Suillus clintonianus is the source of this 767-nucleotide messenger RNA. RefSeq lists its product as uncharacterized. Lineage: Eukaryota; Fungi; Basidiomycota; Agaricomycetes; Boletales; Suillaceae. The annotation marks the transcript as partial. The record is from RefSeq and is a predicted model, not a curated record. The transcript has 4 exons.
AGACGCCUGUCUGUCUGAGCCGUCUCCAAGGGACCUUUCCCUAACGGCACUCUAUCUAUGGGCGACUCAACUAGGGAGGAGGAUGAGCUGGAAGAUAGUAGCAUUGAAGGAGGGAGGACUGACGCCCUGGGUGGGACCUUGACUCAUCCCACCACGCCUAUCCUUUCAGAGGCUCGCGCUGGGACCUUGACUCAUCCCUCCACGCCUAUCAUCUCAGAGGCUCGCGCUGGGACUUCACCCACCUUGUCAACCAACCUCACGCACACCCAACGCAUGUCCAACGGCAUUGAGAAUACGUUCAGGACUUUGGUGUCUCAAAACCUCAUUCCGCCCAUCGAGACCAUGUCUCCCACUACCAUGAACUUUGGUAGGGAGAACUCAUCAUCAAACAACAAUGUCGUCUCCCGCACUAACGAACCAGGACUUACGCUGCUCGCAGACACGGCACUCAACGACGAGGCCGAUGUCUCGCGUACACCCGUUCUGGACCCCAACCUCGAAGACAUCAAUCAAGAUGUCUCUCGGCACGAAAACGAAUCCAUCGACAACGUUUUUAAGGCGGGCCGUAUAAACGAAGACCGGCCUGACAUUGCCGCUAAAGAGGCUCAGAAUAAUGUUGAGGGCUCAAAGGACAAGUUCGACGUCUUCUUUGUCCAUCCAAUGCCCAAUGAGGAGCCUCCAACAUACUUCAACUCGAGUGCAGCCUAUCCCUCGAGUGUUUUUCCUCGUACACCCCCGAAUUCGAAAGCUAGCUUAAUUAAACCAAU